AUGAGUGUUGCCCUACUCGUUGGCCGCAUAGCCUACGUCAAUCGCGCAGGAAGCAUCCCAAAUGUUGACCCAGCAGCUCCAUUCGCCUUUUCUGCACUCAAACCCGGAACGACGGAGUCAGAGUACCUCAAUGGAGCACUAGAUGAAAUCAAGCAGUCCAUCGACCUGACCACCUUGACAAGUAACUCUCCUCCUCAUUUGGCGCACCAGUAUCUCAGAGUGUUCAUCGCACGACUUUCAGGGCAGAAUCUGCCUUCUGCCGAGGUCCUCGAAGUCACCAAAGACCUGCUCAGCAACCUCAUGAGCGGCGCGAUCACUCCCUUGCACCAUAUCUUCGCCGCUCUAGUCGCUACAUCCCUCACUGAACUCAACGACCGAGGCGAACUGAAAGCAGAAGCAAGCACAACCAUCAAAGAAAUGAGCGACGCCCUAUCAAACGGCCAAAUCAUCCACCGCAGCUCCGACGGUCUAGGCUGGGAAACUGCAAUCGGCGACCUACUCCACAAGAAGAAGUCUUCCACACCUCCCUACACCGGUCCCGAACAAGCCAGCCCCGCGCUCGAACCCAACAUGGCCGGCCUGCAACAUCUCGCUGCAGCUGCAGUGGGAGAACGGGAAGGAACGGGCGAUAAUAAUCGUCCUGGUAGUUCUUCGCAGCAGAAGGUUGAUAAUGAUCUUUCGGCUGCUAUGGCGGCGGCGAAUGAGGCUGCGAAGGCGCAGGCGACGGCUGUUGCGGCUCAGGAUCUUUUUCACUAG
Alternaria hordeiaustralica is the source of this 756-nucleotide messenger RNA. RefSeq lists its product as uncharacterized. The record is from RefSeq and is a predicted model, not a curated record. The coding region runs from base 1 to 756 and encodes 251 amino acids. NCBI's taxonomy places the organism in Eukaryota, Fungi, Ascomycota, Dothideomycetes, Pleosporales, Pleosporaceae. The transcript is spliced from 2 exons.